AUGGAAGUCUUCAGCUAUUUGAUUUUGUUACUUUCGUUUUCCCAAGUUAUUGACUGUAACGUUAUUCAUGAUACACCUAGAGAUUCUCUACCAAGGCACCCAUUCUUGCCAAAGCACGCCAAGCCUAUACAAAAGAAACAAGAAACAUUAAUAACUCCACAAGUUACUGACGUUGAGUUGAACGAAUUUUUCCAUAAACUCUUCAAACAUGAUUACAAUCCUUAUAAAGCUUACAAGAUUAACUUGUAUAAAAAGCUAGGGGAAAAAUUCUUUGAUGUGAAAUCGGAAAUCCUUAUGACACCCAGGAACCAACUCUUUUUUUCAAUUCAUGAAAACUUCAAGUUACUGGAAUCAAACGCUAGUAGUAAUAUCAGCAAUCAACUUCAAAUUGAGCAGAACUUGCUAAUUAACAUGUUCCUCGACAACACCACAGCAGCACUUUCCACUGCUAUGAACUUCCUCGCAAGCAAAGGCUUCUUAAAAAAUGAUACCAACGAGUACAGAAGGUAUCUGCACAAACUGUGGUUUGAGUCUUACUCCAGACCCAACAACUACAUACCCGGAAGCACUGGAUUCGAAGCCAUCUUCGUUAAUAACCGAAAUGGUGGCCCGUGCAACUGGAUCUACGUAGCUAGAAUGGAGAAGCAGAAGAAAGUACAACUUCAGAACGCAACACGGAUUGCUAUUUUCGAAACUCGUCGUGGACAAACAAUAUCAAUUGUGUACUUCGGAAAUCUAAUGUUUAAUGAUUCUCAAAUAAAAAAUAAGUAUAUUUUUCUUGGCACGUCACCCGAGUUAGAGAUGGCUUUGUAUACAGUCUGCUUCUACGCGAGACGUAACGAUGACUGCUCAUUUUCUUUCGGAAAUGUUAAAUUUAUCAUUCGAAUAACCGAACAAGAAAACUGCCAAAAGGAAGCCAUGGUUGGUGCCGACUUGAGUAUUAUUGUGGAAAAAAAAGGAAAUGGAUACUGA
Copidosoma floridanum is the source of this 972-nucleotide messenger RNA. RefSeq names its product poly(U)-specific endoribonuclease-B. The record is from RefSeq and is a predicted model, not a curated record. NCBI's taxonomy places the organism in Eukaryota, Metazoa, Arthropoda, Insecta, Hymenoptera, Encyrtidae. Gene Ontology annotation, molecular function: RNA endonuclease activity.